Molecule: messenger RNA, 3224 nt
Organism: Brassica rapa (field mustard)
Lineage: Eukaryota; Viridiplantae; Streptophyta; Magnoliopsida; Brassicales; Brassicaceae
Product: replication protein A 70 kDa DNA-binding subunit E-like
Biological process (GO): telomere maintenance via telomerase; double-strand break repair via homologous recombination; meiotic cell cycle
Cellular component (GO): DNA replication factor A complex
Molecular function (GO): single-stranded telomeric DNA binding; damaged DNA binding
Source: RefSeq, a predicted model, not a curated record
UAUGAUUAUAUUGGCCACAUCAAACUUGUGAAUGGGAAGGUCCCCGGUGACGGUCUUCUGCUUGAUGAGUCAGAGAUAGCAAAAUCUCGCCGAGUUGAGCUUCACGUUCAAACACAUGACGAUCAUGUGCUGAAGCUGUACCUCUGGGACAAGGUUGCGUUUGAGUUCUGUGAAAAGUUUAAAGCAUCUGGUGGCACUGCACGCGUUAUCUUGGUCACCACCUUAAACCCGAAAUGGUUUGGAGGCGUCCUAUCUAUAUCUUCUAUGGCGUCUUCACGGGUAUUUCUGGAUGGUGAUGUCGAAGAAACGCUGUUGUACCUCAGCUGGUUGGACUCGAACCUAGAUGUUGCCAGCAGAGUUAACGCAGAGGUGGUCACUAAGCCUGAGUUAGCGACACUGGGAGACCUCUUCUCUUAUAUGAAUCAGGCAUCCGCUAAGGUUGCUUGGUUUGAGUGCACAGCAACAAUUUAUGAUGUCGUGAACGGUUCUGGAUGGUAUUAUAUAGGCUGCGGUGUGUGCCAUACUAAGGCAACAAAAGGUCCUACAACGCUUAUGUGUAAGAAAUGUGGGAAGAGUGAGAUCGUCGGUGUGCCGCAGUAUCUAUCGAAGCUCUCUGUAUAUGACCAUAGCGAUCAAGCCGUUUUUGUUGUCCUUGGUGAUGCUGGUGAGGAAUUGACUGGAAAGAAAGCUGCUGAGUUGGUGGAGCGAUAUUACGAGGCCAAUGAUAGUGUGGGAGAGGAUCACAUAGUUCCAGUGCCUCAAGCCAUGAUUGAUACCAUCGGACAGACCCGGAAGUUCAUUGUGAAGGUAUCAACCCACAACCUGACUGCCAAGACCCAAACUUUAACUGUGACAAAAGUGCUCCCACUUGAAGCCCCAGAACCCGAAGGCAACGUAGGAGUGAACGUUGGUAAGGAAGGUGAUAGUGAGAGUGAGGAUCAUGCAGAUAAGUUGGUGAAAAGGGGUGCUGAUGGGAUUGAGUCGGAAGGUGUGAAGCGUGCCAAAUGUGGCUAAUGAAGUUGUCUUUACUGGAAUUGUUUUGUUUAAUGCUAAGCUUGGUUUUUUUUUCUGGAUUUGUGUUUGAAGUUUUAACAAACUUUGCUAUGAUCUCUUUUGCUAAUAAUAUCUAUUAUUAAUCUCUUUUCAUGUUUUAAAGUUUGGCUAAACAAAAAUGCCUAUCCAUAUAUCUAUAUAUGAGAAAUCAUUAUACUUGCUUGAAGGCUGAAUGAGUGUGUAGGCUAUAUAAAAAUUUGUUCAUAGUUGCCAAAGCAUAGAGAUGUGGUUAUGGUCGGUUGAUGGGUCAAGAUUUAUGAAUAUGAUUUGAAUUUGUCGCAAAUUAUAAAUGGUUUAUAAUUUAAAUGGUGUCAUAACUAUGAACCGUCUUUAGAUUUUUCGAACUGGAUUUGUAUUAUGUAAAUAAAAGUUCAAUAUUUUUGUUCUUAUUUUUGAAAAUAAAUUAAUGUAAACAAUGUCUUUUAUUGUUAAUCAAUGUAACUAAAUUUGCUCCGACAACCCAUUUGCUCAAGAAAUAUCGACUAACAGCUCAUCCUUAUAUCUUUCAGAUCAAUUGAAUGAUAGAUAUAUUCCCAAUUAAAGAAAAUAUACCAGAAAUACAUUCUACAGAAAUUUAGGGUUCAAACUUAUAGUGACCUGGUACGUUUAGCCGCUACAACAUUGUGGGCUACAACUUUGGUUUAGUUUAUUUUAAAUUUACACACUAAAAACAAUAAAUAAACGUAUAUAGUGAAUUAGAAAAAUAUUUAAUUAAUAAAUUAGAUAUAAAAUUCUCCAAUAGUUUUAUUACUGACUUUUUGGACAAAAAUCCUUUCGUUUUUUUUUUGAAAUAGUAUAGAAAAUACAAAGUCAAGUGAUACUUGAUAAAAAAAUAAUUUUAAGAUACUUAUGAAUAAAAUUAUGAAACAGACUCCUGAAGAAGAUAAUCGAAUUAAUAAUCACUGGUAAUAUGAACCAAAAUAAAUGUGAAAAUAAAUAAUAGAAACUGUUUUUUUCCCAAAAAAAGUUUAUAGAAUCUGUUAUCUUAUACAUUUCUACUUAUUAAUCAUAAUUUUUUUAAAAUUUAUAAACACUUAAAGUCUAGCAUUAAACAAAUGUUGAUGACAACUUUGAGGAUUUUCUAGCACAUUUUUAGUAUUGUUCUACAAUGAGCAGCAGUCAUCAAAACAUCAUUGUAAGUGGCAUCAACUUAUAUAGAUUCUAAAUACCAUAAAGAAUUUUCAAUACCGUAAUUUAGAACUCAAUUAAAUCAAAAGUGCAAGCAUUACAAACAAAAAAUAUAAAUAGGUGAAUAUCUACUAUGUUAGAAAAAUGAUGUGGCAUGUUUUCAGAAUUUGCUCAUGUUUAAUUCUGAUUAAUAAUUUGUGUUCAUGAUAACCCCAUAUAUAAGGUCAAACAUAUCAGGAUCAUAACCUUUUUUGGGAUCGUAACUUAGGUUUAACUUUUUUUUAUUCAUUUCACAUUUUCUUAUAUCUUUUCAUAUGUAUUUUUAGAUUGUAAAAAUGAUAAUUUUUCAGUUUUACUCAUUUAUAAUUCAAUAUUUGGUUUAUAUUUUAAUAACAAGGGAUGUAAUUGUGCAUUAUAUAUAUUAAAUACAUUGAUAUUUUUUUCUAACCCCGGGCGUAGCCCGGGCAAAAUCUCUAGUAUUUUAUAAUGUUUACUAGAAAUAGUCAGGACGCAACACAUUCACUCAUAUUUAACUUUUAGAUGUAAUCAGCCAAAAUGUGACAAAGAAUAACUAAUCAGCAAAACAAUAAUCUUAAGCCCGAUUCAAUUUCUACAGCCACAUGUAUGGACUAAAUCAGCGGUUCCUGAUCACGUGAAUAAGACCACAAAUGUGGUCACAUUGCUCGUCCUUUUUCUUUUGUAACCGAUGAACUCGUGAACACACGUCUCCACCAUAUCCAAAUCGUGCUCAAUACUUCCAUUUUCUUCCAUACAUUGGACACGUCGGCGGCAUUGGAUACUUACCUCUUGAGUCAUAAGUUCAAUUUUGUUGGGGCAUGUUAUGUUUAAUCCCUAAAGGUAAAAUGCAAUAAAUGUUGUGACAUGUUAUAAAUAGAGUUGGUUGCUAACUUGCUAGCUAUCGCCAUUAUUACCGACUUACUGUUCUUAUUGCCAAGUACCAAUUAUUACAAACGCCAGGCCAAACAUGGAAGUGAUUCAAGCGACGUAUAUAUAUAUAAUCCUCUUUGACGUUGUUAUAUAAA